ACGAUAUUGUUAAUGUUCGUUUUCCCUACGAAAAUAGUAAUUCAUGCUUACGAGUACUCCAUCAAUGUUGGAACUGUGUUAUUCUCUCCUUCGGACAGACGUAAGACUCAUUGGAGUAAGACUGAGUUAGGGCUGAUAAGAGCUCGACGAUAUUUUCAGGAACUGCUACCUCCGCCAAGUUUCAUAGAUACAUCAAACGAGGAUUACAUACACACGCUGCUCAAAUACUUCAAAGACACCUAUGCUACCAUCAAAAGAGAAGCAGAAUGCCCAGUCUCUGACAACCUAAUGACAACAGCAUUCUCUGAUGCUUUGGGAGGCUAUCUAAAACUUUGGGUGCUACCUAUUUCAAAACUAUCGUUCUACGGAGGAACUGUGUCCCAGGAUAACAUUGUAAAACUUUACAAUUUUCACAAUGAGAUCAAAAGGUAUAUGGGGACAGAUGGUGUAGGCUGGCGGAGUCCUGAUAAGAUUCUACUCAAGUCUAUAACGAUAAACAUUGCUCCACCACGACAUAUAACUAGAAGUAUGAAGAAUGCGUGUCAGCAUCUAGCGUAUUAUGAGAAAACAGAUCAUGGUCUAUCUAUUCCUACCCCUCACAUUGAUUGGGAAGACGAUUCACACACAAUGUUUGUGCCUCUUCGCAACCAGUCAUUGAUUCCUCUUGAUUCACCUAAUUACCCCAAUACCUUAUUCAAAUACUACGAUGCAGCCAAAAACUGUAUAGACGAGAGUAACAAUGCUGACCAAGCAGAAUUCGAUGAUAGAUUUCAAUCAUGGCUGAGCUCAGAUGUCGUGCCGCAUCUCAGUGAUGAGAACGUCUAUUUACCUCUGGGCAGUGUACUGACGUUAGUCAACAAAUCGAGGGCCCUGUGUGACAGAGUCUUGAAUAUUUACGAUUCCAAAAUCAAACCGACAAAUCGCCACUACGUGUUAUUUGGUUUCCCUAUAGAUUUCACCUCAAAGAAAACCUGGAUCAUUGGAUUGAUAUUGUUUCUUGAGAUCGCCUGGUGUAUCCCAGCUUUAAUUUACUUGGCAUUUGCAAGAAAAAAGAAGAAAAAGCAGCAGAACAACAUCUACACUCUCCUGGACGCUUGCCGAAAUAAAGCAAAGAGGACCAAAAAUGACAAUGUAUUUCAAGGCAUCUCAUACAAAAUGAAACAUCAAAAUCAAGGAUUCAAGAUCGAAAAUCGGCCACGUUCAGAAAACCUUGAAUUAGAAUCUCAUUUCAUCCCAUCUGAUUCGCGGGGCUCCAUCGCCACGGACACAAGAUCAUAUUUCGGGUCGAAUGCUUGUUCCGCUGUGAGCGUGAUCCAUGAGACUAGGCCACCGCCGUUAAAGUCGUCAUUGAAGAAGAUACGCAGCUCACAUACAGCUCCCAUACAACAAACUGUAUCAAUGAAGCAGUCAAGGUCAGACAGAACCUGCGCCUCGGGAAAGAGGCCGUGCAAUUGCAAAAAAUGCACUCCACAGCAGAGUGCGACCACCAACAGCUACAGCACUAUCCCAACGGAACUAGAGUUGGAAGCUGAAGUUGGGAGUGAGAUAACCAUCGUGAAUCAGGAGAACAAAGCGCCUGAGGUGUGCUUUGACAAGAAUGUGGCGAUAAAUAUGGACGAUGAGGCCAAGCCGGAUAAGAAGUGCAAAAACGUGGGACUGAGGCUAGAAUCUGGUCGGCCUUACUUGGAGAUAAAGAUUGAUAAGCCGCAGGCAGAGAUAAGCGUGGGGAUUGGGGGCAUAUUUGAUCCUUUGAAGGGUAUAAAGCGGAGCAAGAUCCCGAAAAGGCUUCCGAAGACGAGCACUUGUCAGAUGACGAAUACACCACCGUCACCUCCAAGAAAAGAGUCCCCUCCGCCAAAGAUGAAGAGCCAAAUACCUCAGCUGAAGAAAAGACCUGUAGAUGACAUUGACGUGCAACUACGUAGGCCUUCGAGCAGGCGUAAAGAUAGUAAACUAAAUGUAACUUUGUAAUUUUAGCUUACGUAUAGUGUAAUCUUAUUUUGUAUUGGUGUUAAUAUAUUGGU
Molecule: messenger RNA, 2024 nt
Organism: Ostrinia furnacalis (Asian corn borer)
Lineage: Eukaryota; Metazoa; Arthropoda; Insecta; Lepidoptera; Crambidae
Exons: 2
Coding region: 13-1971 (652 amino acids)
Source: RefSeq, a predicted model, not a curated record